AUGCAUCAGCCCAGCUCUGAUUCUCAGCCAAUAUUGACGGGAAAAAGAGCUGAGGCUAUAGCGAUUUUACAGCAGAUCCCCGAGGCAAAUGAGGUCCGCUUUGAGCCUGUACGAACAGAUAAAAAGCGCGCCCCUAAACUACAACUCCCACCCCAUAUUAAAGUUAUGGAGCCAUAUCAAAUCUUUAGUCUAUUUUUCAUCGAGGAUUUAUUCAAAGUUCUUGCCCACAAUACAAAUAUGUAUGCGUACGCGAAACUAUCAAAGAACACGAACCCACACCACCGAAAUUGGCGAUCAACCACACCGAGAGAACUCAAGGCUUUCAUCGGAGCUCAAAUAUAUAUGGGAAUUGCUAAGGAACCGCAGCUAAAAGAUUACUGGGACGAGGAGAAGCAUAACGAAUCGAUUCAUGCCAAUCACCCUUUAUCCGAAUAUAUAACAUGCAUCCGGUUUGAGCAAUUGAAGCGCUAUUUUCAUAUAUCUAGGCCCUCCGAGGUCCCCGGAGGCUUCAUACCAACCUUUUACCGCCUAGAGCCUACUGCGGAGCAGGAAUUACAAUUGAGCGAAGAGCAAUUGAGCGGUAUCUGGUGGCAUAAAGUUCAUAUUGUGCUCGACAUGCUGCGAAAAGCCUCAAAAAAUCUAUAUAUUCCUUCGUCCAAUAUAUCGAUUGAUGAGGCAAUAAUUUGCAGCUAUGGAAGAUCUUCUCACACGUACAAAAUGCUUAAUAAACCGAUCAGCCAGGGCUUCAAGAUGUUCGUUCUUGCGGAUCAUGGUUAUUGCUACUAUUUUUACCCGGCAAGCCGUACAAUGGGGGUUAUUGAGGUGGGAAAGACAAAAGACCUUACUAAAACAGGCCAAAUGGUGUAUGAGCUCGUACAAACCCUGCCAAAGGACGACAGAACGUACGAUCUGUACCUCGACAACUACUUUACUAGCGUUAAUCUAUUCAAAGCGCUUCGAGAUAUACAAGUGGGAGCUUGUGGCACUACCCGGCCUCAUAAGGAGUUCCCUAAUUUGCUCAAAAAACUGAAAGAUUUGGGUUCAUAUAUCCCAUAUCACAAAGUUUGUGCUAUCCCCGUCAAUGACGUUCUCUGCGUUGCAUGGCAAGAUAAUAAUAUUGUCCUUGCGCUCACUACAAUUCAUACAGUUGAUAAGACAGAUGAUUAUGUUGAGUGUACGCGCCGAAGGCCUCAAAAGACUUCAACAAAUGGCCCCCUAGUGCAUAAAGAAUUCGGUGAACAAGCGGUCAAAAAUAUGCCUAUCCCACGCUUUAUUGAUGAUUAUAAUUAUUAUAUGGGAGGGGUGGAUAUAGCCAAUCAGCACAGAGCUGCAUGUAGGGAUUGUCAACGCCUACAAAAUCCAUUCUUUACGUUGUAA
This is a messenger RNA of Talaromyces stipitatus ATCC 10500, 1377 nucleotides long. RefSeq lists its product as uncharacterized. NCBI's taxonomy places the organism in Eukaryota, Fungi, Ascomycota, Eurotiomycetes, Eurotiales, Trichocomaceae. The record is from RefSeq and is a predicted model, not a curated record. Bases 1 to 1377 code for a protein of 458 amino acids. The transcript is spliced from 2 exons.